Plasmodium vinckei vinckei is the source of this 1251-nucleotide messenger RNA. Its product is annotated as 26S proteasome regulatory subunit RPN10, putative. Gene Ontology annotation, cellular component: proteasome regulatory particle, base subcomplex; cytosol; nucleus. The transcript is spliced from 2 exons. The record is from RefSeq and is a predicted model, not a curated record. Bases 1 to 1251 code for a protein of 416 amino acids. Gene Ontology annotation, molecular function: polyubiquitin modification-dependent protein binding. Lineage: Eukaryota; Apicomplexa; Aconoidasida; Haemosporida; Plasmodiidae. Gene Ontology annotation, biological process: proteasome-mediated ubiquitin-dependent protein catabolic process.
AUGAGUAAUAUUGAGGCGACGAUUAUUUGUAUAGAUAAUAGUGACUACAAUAUGAAUGAGGAUAUUGUCCCUAACCGAUUUAUGUCACAAAUUGACUGCGUAAAUGUCCUAUGCUGCAACAAGACGAGUAUGCAUUACAAAAAUAGCAUAGGUGUGUUAGUUAUGGCAGGUGAUGGGAUAAAAGUAAAAGUUUCAUUAACAAAUGAUAUUGGUCAAUUAUUGUCAUGUAUUCAUGAUAUAAAAAUAGAUGGAUCAUGUGAUAUAAUUAGGAGUUUACUUAUUGCACAGUUAGCUUUAAAACAUAGAGUAGAUAAAAAUUUAGAGCAAAAAAUUAUAAUUUUUAUUGGAAGUCCUAUAGAAGUUAAUGAAAAACAAUUAAUAAACACUGGGAAACAAUUAAAAAAAAAUAAUAUAUCUAUUGAUAUAAUUAGUUAUGGAAAUAUAAAUAAAAAUAGAGAUAAAUUAAAUAAAUUAUUUGAAUCUACAAAUAAUAAUGGAAAUUGUAGAAUUAUAGAAUGUCCUGAGGAUGAAGACAAUUUAAGUAAAUAUGUUUUAAAUAAAAUUUUAAGUAAUAGUAAUUUUAAUAUGAAUAAUUUAGAUGAAGAUGAGCAACUGAUAACUGCAAUGGAAUUAUCUAUGAGUACUGCCAAUAAUGCAAGAGAUGGUACAAACACAUCUUCAAAUAAUAAUACACAAUCGGGAAGUAAUAUAAAUUCACGAAAAAAUCCAAAUGAUUUGCCAACUAUUCAGGAUAUAGAAAACAUGAAAGACAUUGAUAAUGAGUUAAAGGAAGCCUUAUUAUUAUCUUUAAGAGAAUAUAAUGAAAAAAAUAAAACUGAUAAUGAAAGUCAAGGUGAAAAUAUAAAUAAUAAAAUAAAUUCGGAUUUAAAAAAUGGAGAAGAUAUUACAAUAGUUAAUGAAGAAUAUAAAAAUGUUUUUGAUAAUGAAAAAAAUGGUUUACAAAAAAAACAAACGGAAGAAAAAAAAGAAAAUGAAAGUUAUGAAAAAGUUUUUAAAAUAUGUAAAGAUGAAAGUAUAGACGAUGAAAAUAAUAAAUUUCAAGUUAAUCCAAAUAUUUAUGCUAAUGCAGAAAACGGGAAUAACAAAACAAAGGAUAAUAAAAAUGCUUCAUCAAUACAAGAUACAAGUUAUAUCUCUCAAAUAUUAGAAAAAAUCCCAGGAAAUUCAACUAAUCUACUUGAUAAAAAUUCAGAUACAGAAAAAGAAGGUGACAAUAAGGAUUCCAAAUAA